Messenger RNA from Mycotypha africana, 2274 nucleotides. RefSeq names its product SPOC like C-terminal domain-containing protein. The transcript has 9 exons. NCBI's taxonomy places the organism in Eukaryota, Fungi, Mucoromycota, Mucoromycetes, Mucorales, Mycotyphaceae. Gene Ontology annotation, cellular component: Ku70:Ku80 complex. Gene Ontology annotation, molecular function: telomeric repeat DNA binding; double-stranded DNA binding. Bases 1 to 2274 code for a protein of 757 amino acids. Gene Ontology annotation, biological process: double-strand break repair via nonhomologous end joining; cellular response to gamma radiation; telomere maintenance. The record is from RefSeq and is a predicted model, not a curated record.
AUGGACAUGGUAUCUGUGCUAUUAGCCGGUACUCCAGAGACGAACAAUAUACUGAAUGAUGACACACCGGAUCAAUAUGAACAUAUCUUUACUCUCAGCGGAAUAAGUCAGCCGAAUUUGAAGCUGUUACGUAAACUACAAACUGUAUCCACAUCAAAAGAAACAGACCCACCAGCAGAUGUGUUGGAUGCUGUUAUUGUGGCUAUUCAAAUGAUAGUAGAUCAUUGUCGAAAGCUGAAAUAUCAAAAGCGAAUUGUUUUAUUCACCAAUGCGGAACAGCCCAUCGAUUGGGAUGAUAUGGAUGCAGUGGGUGAGAUGAUGGAAGCCAAUGAUAUAUCUCUGAUUGUCGUUGGCAGCGAUUACGAACCUUAUGAAAAUGCCGACGCAGAUAACUGUACGGACGUCAUGAAGACGAACUAUGAGAAUUGGAAUACACUCACCAAACGCACACCAGAGGGUGAAGUUUUGAGUUUAGCUCAGGCUUAUGAGGACAGUCAAGCAGAUUACGCGAAAGAAGUGCGUCCAACUCCCUCUUACAGAGGAUUCCUGUACUUGGGUGAUCCUGUCGGCCCACAUUCACAAGCAGACGACGAGGACGACGCUUCUCAAAUGACGGACAGCACUUUAAACCAUUUUCUUGCCAUCCCAAUCUUCACCUAUCUCAGGACAAAACCAGUACCGUUACCUAGCUUUAAAAAAUACGCAACGAAUGAUGAUACCAGGAUGGAUGUGGAUAGUGCAACAGACGGGACGUCUCAUAAAGUGACGUACGAAACAAAGCUGACGAUUGAAGAUACUAAAUUAGACGAGGACGGAAAUGAAUUGGAUACAGAAGAGAUAGAAAUAACAAAAGACCAAGUCGAUAAAGCCUUUCGAUUCGGUAAAACUGCUGUCAAAAUAUCUGAAGAAGAGCUUCAAUUAGAAAAGCAGAAAAUGACGACAAGAAAACAAAUGUCUAUUCUUCGAUUCAUCCCGAAAAAAGAGUUCCCUCGUAGCUUCUUAUGCUCUCAUGCAAGUGUCAUUAUGCCUGGAGCUUACAGUACAGACGCAGCCAAUUUAGCGCUGAGAGCGUUGGCGUAUGCUAUGUCUGAGGAGAAGGUAAUUGCUCUUGUGCGCUAUGUUUAUACGGAUGGCGCUGCGCCUAUGCUUGGUAUUCUGGACCCUGCAUUUAUUGUGGGAACAGAUGAAGUUCCUGAAACUUUCAUUCUUCACUACUUUGAGACGACGUUUGCUGAAGAUAUUCGGGACUACGUGUUUUUGCGGUUAAAUAUGAAAGAUGUUGAACAAACGCUCGAAGAUCAAAUGGACAGUCUCAUAGAUGCAAUGGAAUUAGAUAGCAUUGACGAAUCUUAUUUGAUGCCAGAAACGGUCUACAAUGGUCUUAUAUGGAGAGUGCACAAAGCGAUCAAAACACGAGCUCUUAACCGUGAAGCUCCUAUCCCUGAUAUCAAAGAUUCGGCCAAACCUGCUUUUCAAUUGCACAAGAAGUUUAUUGAAAAGGCUUCUGAAAUAAGUCAACAUAUAGCCAAUACGGUUAAAGUAAGAGAAGUGAAGAAGAAGGGCAAAAAGAGAAGUAGAGAUGCGGAAGAAGCUGAGCAAGAUUUUGCUGCCGAGUCAGGCAACAUUGAUGAACUUUUGGAUAAAACUGCAGCUGCAGGAGCAUUUGGAGGAUCUUCGCUUACAGGUAUAACAGCCGGAAGUCAUCUUAGCGGACAGCCUUCCGGUAGUAUAGCUACAGACAAUGGUCUAUCAGGUAUGAGUGGGGACAGCAGUACGAGCAUGAUGGAUAACAAAGCAGAACGUGUCGGUUUGAAUCACCCCGUGGAAGAUUUCAAAUCUCUCUUGAACCGAAGUUCUGAUGUGGAUAUGGUGAUUCCUGCUAUGAAACAGAUGAUUGAGGCCAUUCAUGAGCUGUUAAAGAUAUCUUUUGGUAAUCAAAAUUACAGAAAAGUCAUCAAAUGUUUGAAAGCUUUGAAAGAGACGGCAAUGGCAGAAGAGGAGGCAGUAUUGUAUAAUACGCAUGUGCGAGAGUUGAAACAAUGGUGUGAUCUGCCCGACAAGUUUUCUCCACAUCGGGAGUUAUGGGAAAUGAUGAAGAAGAACAAUCUUGGCUUGUUAACAAACAAAGAUACAACAGACACUGACAUCGCUAAUAUCACUCAAGAGAUGGCAGAAGAAUUUUGGAAUGAAACGGAUUUAAAAGAGCAAGUUCAAAAGAAAAAGGAAGAUGAAGAUCUUGUCGAAUUUGAAGAAGACUUGGAUGAUUUGAUAUAA